Pogona vitticeps (central bearded dragon) is the source of this 2283-nucleotide messenger RNA. RefSeq names its product delta like non-canonical Notch ligand 1 (gene DLK1). Gene Ontology annotation, biological process: Notch signaling pathway; negative regulation of Notch signaling pathway. Gene Ontology annotation, molecular function: Notch binding; calcium ion binding. The record is from RefSeq and is a predicted model, not a curated record. NCBI's taxonomy places the organism in Eukaryota, Metazoa, Chordata, Lepidosauria, Squamata, Agamidae. Gene Ontology annotation, cellular component: plasma membrane.
CACACACAAAUACACACACACCCCCAAGAGGUUAAUUAUAUAGAACGAUAUAGAAAUGCUGAUCUGUUUACCGCCCUCCUAUGCCAAGCUCGCUUUAAUUUUCACUCUCCCCAGCGCCACGCGGACGGAUGGCAACAUUCCCGCAAGGUGAAGGCGUGAACGUGGGAAUGCCCACCACCUUCUCCUCCUUUUCCUUCCCCUUCGUCAGAGUGUAACCGACCCCGCUAAGGCAAGGAAGGGUUUUGAUUGUCCCUUCUGUGGGCAGCUCCGUCCUCCUCCCGCUGCGGAGGAAACACGGGUGGGCACCCCCUUUCUUCCCCUUCCCUGACAGCGGGGAUCGGGGGGAGGGGAAGGGAGCAGAAGGCGAUCUGGGCCAUCGAUCGGCGGAGGCGCGUUCUUUUCCCCUUCUCCUCCCCGAGGCACGGGAAGUGGGGCAUGACCCCCGUCUCCCUCGCCGUGUUUGGGAAUGGAUUUCCAGACUGCCCGGUUCCUGUGUUGCUGGUGCUUCUGGCCGCUCCUCAUCGGUCUUCCUCUCACCCAAGGAACUGACUGCAAACUUGGCUGUCAUCCUGUAAAUGGAUUUUGUAAGAUCCCAAAUGAAUGCAGAUGCCGGCCUGGUUGGCAAGGCCCUCUCUGUGACCAGUGUAUCCCGUUUCCUGGCUGUCUCCACGGGACCUGUGCCAAACCAUGGCAAUGCAUGUGUGAAGAAGGGUGGAUCGGCAGCCGUUGUGAUACAGAUGCUCACCCUUGCUCUUCGAAACCUUGUACAAAUAAUGCAACUACUUGCAUAGAGACAGGCAAUGGUGGAUACAUUUGUGUAUGUGCCGAAGGUUAUACAGGAAAAAGCUGCCGUGUCAAGAAGGGACCCUGUACAGUGAAUGGUUCGCCCUGUCAGAAUGGAGGGACCUGUGUGGACGAUGAUGGUUUCGCACCCCACGCCUCUUGUCUGUGUCUUCCUGGGUUUAACGGAAAUUUUUGUGAAAUAGAUCUUGAUGACUGUGAGCCAAACCCAUGUGAAAAUGGGGGCACGUGCUUGGAUAUCGGCAGGGGCUUCCGCUGCCAUUGCCCCUCAGGGUAUGGAGGGACCUUGUGCAGCAGCCACGUGGCAGCCUGCAUGAGCAACCCUUGCAAAAAUGGUGGUACAUGUCAUGCACACCCUGAGGGAACUUUUGAAUGUCUUUGCAGGCCCCAUUUUGGAGGGGUCACCUGUGCUUCUUCCAAUAGAAAUGCAAGUCUGAACAGUAAGGCUAAGCACAGGCUGAAUCAACACUCAAAAGCUCACCACCAAGUCAUUCACCCACCAGAGCGGGAAAUCUUGACCAUCAAAGAGACCAUUGAAAACCGGCAGCCAUUACUCAGUAAGAGUCAGGUGAUCUGCUUCAUGGUUCUGGGCUUACUGACGUGUCUCGUUGUGCUGGGUACAACUGGGAUUAUCUUUUUCUCUAAAUUUGAAAUGUGGCUAGCUAAUGCCAGGUACAGCCAGCUGGUCCGCAAGGAGAGGGACUGCUUUCUGAAAGCCAGUGAUGGUGAAAAUCCUCCAGUGAAGAUCAUUUUUCCAGAUCAAAGUGAGGUGUGAAUACGAACUAUUCUGGUCGCUUGUCUUUGUGCAAAUGUGUAAUUUAGCUACAAGUACAACACACUGCUCUUGGGCUGUUCUUGAAACAUGGCCAGUGGGUUUUUAAUUUUUGCUCACUAUAAUGUUUGGAACUAGAGAUGGGCACAAAGUGUAGAUCAGCACUUUGGUGCAGUUCAGUGGAUCGGGCCCACAGGUUUUGCGCUGGCUUCCCUGCCCCACCUCUUCCUCUGAGUGGGCACCUACAGGAGGGAGCCGGGUGGGGUAAUCCAGGGCGCCCAUGCAACACCUGUGGGUCCAAUCCGCUAAACUGAACCACUGCAUUGAACCACAGUCAUGCCCAUCUCUAUUUGGAACCAAUUGACAUUAAAGAAACAUGCUUCAUUUGUGUUGCCCAGGGAACUUUUCAGUUCCCAAAUAAUUUGUAAUAAUACUAUAUGGCAUUGUAUAAAUCUCAUGAAACUGAAUUCAGGAUGUAAUCCUAUACAAACUCCCCUUUGUAAUUUCCAUUGUAAUUUCCAUUGAAUCAAUGGGGCUUGCUUCUGAGUAGAUAACACAUAGGAUUGCACUGUUCUAAAAAGGAGCCAGGUAGAUUUUUCAUAAAUAUGGGAACUGAUGUCACCAUACCCUGUUGCAUGUUUGGCAGUUGUGAUAUUUCUAAAUCACUUUCCAAUGCUUAUUUUUAAUAAACAGUAUUUAAGGGCUACAUG